AGCGACAGCAGAGAGAGAGAGGGACGGCAGCAGCAGCAGCAGCGGAGGAGAGAGAGAGACAUACUGACACUGACACUACUAACACUAAUGCUGCGGUCUCACUACAUACACGCGUGUGAGAAAGAGAGUGAGACAGAGUGAGAGAGAGUGUCUGUGAGGAAAAUGGACAAUUAACGACUCGGCUGGGAGAGAGACGGAGGAAGACGGUGAUGUAAGAUGAUGACGUUAUGCAGAGUAAACCUGAGGAUCCUGAGAGAUCACCUGACCGCUGCAGCCUCCCCUCAACGACAACACUCCGGGCCGAACCUGACGGACUGAUUUAACAGCUGUCUUUCGUAAUUAUACACACACUCGUUUAUACACGCAUUUCUCCACGUUGUCGAGCAGCUCAUUUCCAGCACUAUGUCUGGGAUGGACUUACUGUCCCGCAUGCGCUCAGCGCUGCGCCGGGAGCGGUCGGACCGGGACUGGAGUGCGACGACCCCCCUGGACGAGGAGCUGGCGGAGGAGGACAGUCCCCGGUUCAACCGGCUGAAGGUGGUGGUCUCUGGAGAAAUGGAGGACUACACGGCGGCGUCCUCCAAUGGCACCACAGUCAACACCUUCCUCACCAAUGGGGACGAUGAUGAUGACUCUCUGCUGGGCCUGUCCUCAGGCUCGGGCAGCCCCGGGGUCACCGCCGCUGAAGCGUGCGAGAGCUGUGCACGGAGGAAAGAGCGACAUAAGCAGAGCCGUGUGAUGAGAAAGCUAGCACUGGCCGCUGUGCUGUACUUCUUGUUCAUGAUAGGAGAACUUGUAGGUGGUUACAUGGCCAACAGCUUGGCCAUCAUGACGGACGCUCUGCACAUACUGACGGAUCUGGUGGGAAUUGUUGUGUCCCUGCUGGCUCUCUGGCUCUCAGCCAAACCACCCACAAACAGAUUCACCUUCGGCUUCCAGCGCCUGGAGGUGAUGUCUGCUGGGAUCAGUGUGCUGUUGAUCUAUAUCCUGACUGGAGUGCUGCUGAAUGAAGCGGUACAGAGAACACUCCAUCCUGAUUUCACCAUUGAUGGAGACGUCAUGCUGAUCACCGCCGCUGUGGGUGUGGCUGUUAACCUGAUAAUGGGCUUCCUCCUGAACCAGUCAGGUCACCUGCACUCUCACUCACACUCCCACGGGCACUCCCACUCGCAGAGGUCAGGGCAUGGUCAUCAGGGGCACGGCAGCCUGGCGAUGCGGGCAGCGUUUAUCCACGCUUUGGGAGACCUGGUGCAGAGCAUCGGGGUUCUGAUUGCUGCUUACAUUGUCCGGUUUAAGCCUGAGUAUAAGCUGGCUGAUCCUGUGUGUACGUACAUAUUCUCUGUGCUCGUGCUGGUCACCACGUUCCGCAUCAUCAGAGACACUGGCCUCAUACUGCUGGAAGGUGUUCCUUGGCACCUGGACGUUAGUGUGAUGAAGGCAGAUUUGCUGAAUCUGGAGGAUGUGGAUGCAGUAGUGGAGCUGAAGUUGUGGGCUCUAACAGCAGAUAAAACGGCAGCUAUUGCACACCUGCAACUCAUGCCGGACAGCUUGGGGAAGUGGGAAGAGGUGCAAGCCAAAGCUCGCCAUGUGCUGAUGAAGUCCCACAGCGUGUCUCACUGCACAGUGCAGCUGCAGAGCCGCAGACAGGGGGCGCCACAGACCUGCUCCAACUGCCUACCGAGUGCCUAAACUUCCACACUUACUGACGUGCACACACACACACACACACAGACACAUGCCCUCGCGCAUCCUCGCAUCUCUCCUUUAUACUGCUACUGUGACAGUGAAUGUGUUGCUAUGCAACAACACAGACAAAGCCAAAGGCAGCAGAGUGACUGUCCCACCAAGAACUUUAAAAAGUUUUAACCCACGUCUAAUGUCCCGAUUUCCCCUCUUUAACGUUUAAAAUACAAUAAUCUCUCUCACUUUUUUGAUAGAAAAACACUUUCAUACAUAUGUGAACAGAAUGGAAUGCACAUUUUCUUGUUUUUGACCACAUUAGGUGGUGAUUUUAUUUUAUUUUGCUGAUCUUUUGCGGUGGCUCUACGUUUUUCAGGGACGUGAAGUCUGUCCAGCUUGUUGUUUACAUGCACAGAUGAGUUUAUUAUGUCAGUAGUGAGAAAUAGGUGAAAAAUCGCAUGCAGGUUUGUCGAUUUUGAUGCAAACAAAUGAAGAACGGAUCAAAUCAAAUUGAUGUGUUUGAUGUGUGUUGAGAGACAGCUUGAGAAAUGUUAUUUUUUGAGCGUGUGAUCAUGGAGAUUAGAUAACAGUGACAGUGUAAGUCUGGCACUUCUGGCUGUAAAGUAAUGAAGCACACUGCAGAUAAUGUCAAACAUGUCUUGGCUGAUCGACUGAUUUUUUUUGCUAAACUGUUCCUUUAAACUGCCUCUGAAUGCUGCUGAGUCUCCAUCUCCACUUGGUCCUCAUCUCAGCCUGAUCUGAGACGGCCAAACUGUAGUCCUUAUAUUAUAGUACUUAGAGUUACUCAGUCUUAGCUAGGAAGGAUGUUUAUGAAGCUGGAUUUCUCAGAAAAUUGAACAGAAAUAACCUGAGGCCAGUCCACAGAAAGCUCUGUACUUUCUUUCUUUCUUUCUGGUUUAUUUGUCAUUUACUUAAAUACCAGUUGACACAACUUAAAAAACUUUAAAUCAUAGGAAUUCUGUAGAUACUAAAUAAUAUUAAUUAGGUCAUAGUCUGUCUGCUAAAAAAAGAGCUAAGAAAAAUUAUUUUAUAGAUUGUAUUGUACAAUUUCUCAUGUAAGUCCUCAUUAUGAGCUUAAAUCAUUCAGAAAAAAAGAGAAAUUCCACUUUGUGAAAUACUCCCAGGGCCGAGACUGAUAAAAUAAACUGACCUAGCUAAGCUGAGCUACAGGUCUAGGUAAACUAGUCUGAUUCUAAGCUAAAAAAAACACAGAAACAGUCAGAGAUUAGGUCAUGCUUGUCCGGCUCUAGGUUAGACUGGUCUUGCUGUACACCAAGCAAGUCUAAUGCUAUGCAAAAUUGCUGGUUUAAAUCCAGGCUAAGUUACUGACUCUGUGCUCUUAAGGUUCAGUUUCGCUAUAAAUAAUAAGCUAUGAAGCCCUGAGCAGAAGAAGCAAGUCCAGCUGUAGGUUAAACUAGUCUUUAGUAAGCUAUGCUGGUCUUGCUCUAAGAUGAAGAAUUUAAUCUAGCGCUAAUCUAGGCUUAGCCUCCAGACAGUCUCCAAACCACCACAACCUCAAACGUCUUUAUUUUAUUUUUUUUUUUGUCAGAUCUGACUUUCCGCAUUUGUUUUCCACAUGUUUCUGAUCGAAAUUGUUGGAAUUCAGUUGUGCAGCAGACAAUCGGACUGCUGUAAAAGAAAAAAAAUCUCAGCCUUCCACUGCGCUCCUCACCGCGCCACAUGAACCUCAGUACCGCAGUACCACAGUAAAACUCUGAUGACCACAGUGCAAUGCAACGGGGUUUGGAGGAGGACGCACGUGCCUUUCCGGAAAACUGCUGUGUGAAUCUCACGUCCACACACACACACUCGACUCCAGUCGGCCCAGAGCCCGCUCAUCAUCACCGCCUUUUUUUAAUUUUCUCCUUUUAUUUAAUGAUUUCAGAAGAAGAAUCUGCAAUGGUUAGUGUAGAUGCUGAUUUAAUAUUAUUUUGCAUAUCACAUAACUUUUCUUAUUUGUUAAUUUUUUGUAUUUUGUUAUUUUAACCAUCGUUCUUUUGAUUUUUUUUGUAAUUUAGUAACUCAUCUCUGAUAAUUUGCACAUUCCCGUAACUUGAACAGUGAUUAAUUAAAGAUUUUGCAGUGUUGGCGUGGUGGAGCGUUUGGAGUGCGUCUGAAAUGAUCAUUUCACCACUCGGAAGCUCCUCGUAACUUGAAAUAAAUCAGUUUUAAGUACGUGCACAAGAA
Molecule: messenger RNA, 3888 nt
Organism: Astyanax mexicanus (Mexican tetra)
Lineage: Eukaryota; Metazoa; Chordata; Actinopteri; Characiformes; Acestrorhamphidae
Gene: slc30a4
Product: solute carrier family 30 member 4
Exons: 8
Coding region: 403-1689 (428 amino acids)
Biological process (GO): zinc ion transmembrane transport; response to zinc ion
Cellular component (GO): plasma membrane
Molecular function (GO): zinc ion transmembrane transporter activity
Source: RefSeq, a predicted model, not a curated record